GAUGGCUUGGAUGAUGAUAGCUUGCCUGAAGAGGAAGAGGCAACGCAUCCGCAAGAAGACUUUGAUUAUGAAGAUCUCAUUCGACAGGCAGAACGGCAUCAGGCGGAUGAUGAUGCAGGUAGUGCGGUGCAUCUUCCAGACUUUGGCGCAUUGCCACCCGGUGCAUCUGGCGCUAUGGCGCGUUGGAUCUCAGGUGUCGAGCAGCCGGAUGAGAGUGAGGAUGAUGAAAUGUACGACGAUAUGCUCUCCAAGGAGGAAAUCUUGCGCGAAUUCUACCCUUCCUUCAGUGCAGGUCAGAUUCUCAACUUUUCCGAACUCUUUAGUCCAAAGCCUGGCCAAUAUACGACACGCAUACCGAAACAGCCGCGUCCUGUGGUGCCGUCUGCAUCACUGGAUAUCGAGCACAGCGAUCAGUCGCUCUUCAAGCACUCUAAGCGACGGAAAAUCACGGGCGUGGUGCGAACCGCGUCGACACCAGAGCUCGAGGAAGACGCACAGACGGCCCAGACCAUCUCAGAGGAAGGCGACCUCGAUGUUAAUUUAUUGUUGGCCUGCGCAGACUGGGAGAGCAUGCUGGAAGAACGCCCGCGAAAAGUACAAUUCGACGUGAAGGCUUCCACCAACUUGCGAGCGGUAGGGUGGAGGGAAAAGCCAGAGGCCGACAAGAUUGUGCUGGAUAUGAAUGAUCCACGCAUCUUGCUCAGUACACGCAAAGGGUCUGCCGCGCCGCCACUUGCUAAACGAUACAAUUUCUCAAACGAUGAAGCGUAUGCUAUGCUGCAAGAGACACACACGUCGAGCGUACGAUCUAUGUUGUCGACCUUGACAAUCGAGCAUGCUGGCUUUGCGGAUCGACUGCAGAGCCCGUACUACAAGACAUUGCUUUCGAAGACUGAGGCGCGAUCCUUCCAUCGGCCCUCGAUGCACUUCAAGGCGAACCAGGAGAUACGCUUUUCGAAGCUCAAGCCGCGCAAGAAGAAGAAGGAUCGCAGUCGAGACCCUGCCGUUGCGCUCAAAACGACAAAGGACAUUUCCCUAUCUGACAAUACGGGCUACGUCUGUCUUGAGUACUCGGAAGAGUAUCCACCCGUCUUGACUAAUGCCGGCAUGUGCAGCAAGAUUCUCAACUAUUAUCGAAAACGCAGUGACGAUGAUGAAUUUCGACCACGUCUUGAGCUUGGUGAGGCACAGAUUCUAGCGCCUUCCGAUCGUUCACCUUUCUGGAAUUUUGGGCAUGUUGAGCCAGGCGAAACGACACCGACGCUGUACAACAAACUUGUUCGUGCGCCCAUCUUCAAGCAUGCGCCUGAAAAGACAGAUUUUCUGCUCAUCAAAGCAGCCACACGAACAGGAAAUCGCUUCUACCUGAGAAACAUGAAGCACACGUAUACGGUGGGCCAGACCUUCCCCGUUGUCGAUAUCCCUGGCCCGCAUUCACGUAAAGUGACGUCGUCCUACAAGAAUCGUCUCAAGAUGAUCACCUACCGUCUUGUACGUCGCAAUGAGCAAGGCCGCUUGGUAGUACGUGACCUCAUGAAGCAUUUCCCUGACCAAAAUGAGAUGCAAAUUCGUCAGCGUCUCAAGGAAUUCAUGGAGUAUCAGCGUAAAGGUGAGGAUCAAGGCUUUUGGCGCCUCAAGCAAGGCGACAUCUUGCCCACUGAAGAAGCGGCGCGCUCUAUGAUUGAUCCAGAGACAGUAUGUUUGAUUGAAGCAAUGCAAGUUGGGUUACGCCAUCUCGAAGAUUCCGGGUAUGGCAAGUCCGCCUUGGGUGAUGAAGAUGAUGGUACGGGCGGUACUGGCAACGGCAAGGAGAAGGAUGAAAACUUGACAAUUGAGCAACAACUUGCACCAUGGCUUGCAUCUAAAAACUUUAUCAAUGCAACACAGGGCAAGGCCAUGCUGCAGCUCUAUGGCGAAGGCGAUCCGACCGGCAAAGGCGAAGGUAUCAGCUUCAUUCGUACCUCGAUGAAGGGAGGUUUCCGUCCAGCUGGUGAAGCACUCGAUGAAGUCAGCAAGGAGAGUCUGCCAAAAGGUGCGCAUGCGUACAAUGUCGCGAAACAAGCAAAAGCCUAUGAAGAGGAGAUUUCACGCAUUUGGCGAGCGCAAAAGACAAGCUUAUCCAUGUCUCGUGCGCAAGUCAUUGAGAAGGAGGCGCUUGAAAAUAUCCAUGACACAGAUCACGCGAGUCCGUUUCCAGAGUCGCCGGGUGUUGCUGCGUCGCCUGCGGAUGUCGAGGAUGAUCGUAUGUCUCUCAAUUCGGGCAUGUCUGCGCAAUCUGCCAACAAGGUGCUCAAGAUUCAGCGCGUCACGCGAGAUGAGUUGACGGGGCUGACAACGACCAUAACAGAAAUUGUCACAGAUCCGCAUGUCAUUCAUGCGUAUGUCACGAAGCGCAAGGCGUUGGAAGAGAGACCACCGCUUGAAGGUGAAACGGCAGCGUUGGCCCCCGGUGACGAUGAGGAGCGCAACAAGCGGAAGAAGAAGCAGAUCGAGGAUGAACUUGCUCGGUUGAAGCGCAAUCAGGAACGGCGAAAUGUGCGC
Protomyces lactucae-debilis is the source of this 2541-nucleotide messenger RNA. RefSeq lists its product as uncharacterized. The transcript has a single exon. The record is from RefSeq and is a predicted model, not a curated record. Gene Ontology annotation, biological process: RNA polymerase II preinitiation complex assembly; transcription by RNA polymerase II. Lineage: Eukaryota; Fungi; Ascomycota; Taphrinomycetes; Taphrinales; Protomycetaceae. Gene Ontology annotation, cellular component: transcription factor TFIID complex. The annotation marks the transcript as partial. Gene Ontology annotation, molecular function: RNA polymerase II general transcription initiation factor binding; histone acetyltransferase activity; RNA polymerase II general transcription initiation factor activity.